Molecule: messenger RNA, 8360 nt
Organism: Aethina tumida (small hive beetle)
Lineage: Eukaryota; Metazoa; Arthropoda; Insecta; Coleoptera; Nitidulidae
Gene: Dscam1
Product: Down syndrome cell adhesion molecule-like protein Dscam2
Exons: 27
Coding region: 182-6253 (2023 amino acids)
Biological process (GO): dendrite self-avoidance; axon guidance; homophilic cell-cell adhesion
Cellular component (GO): axon; plasma membrane
Molecular function (GO): cell-cell adhesion mediator activity
Source: RefSeq, a predicted model, not a curated record
UCUUCAGUUUCCAGUGUGCGGGUAUGUGUCAUCCCACCGGAAUUUAACUGAAAUCCGCGAUCGUUGUGUUUUCUCAUAGUGAGUGUGAGUUGUAAUUAAACGAAGAAGUUCUGUUCGUGUUGUUGUUGUUGUUGUUGUCGUGGUGUCGUCGAAUAUCCGCGUCGCAUCAGCAUCCCCAGUCAUGUACGCGACGUUGUUCGCGUGCCUCCUCGUCCUCGGACCGGCCCUGGCCGCCGAGGACGACACCGCCGGUCCCGUCUUCCUGCGCGAGCCCCUCAACCGCAUCGACUUCUCCAACACCACCGGCGCCGUCGUCGAGUGCAGCGCCCGAGGCAAGCCCCAACCGGACAUCAUAUGGGUUAGAUCUGACGGCACCGCCGUGGGAGACGUGCCCGGACUCAGGCAGGUGCUGUCCAACGGCAACCUGGUGUUCCCGCCUUUCAGGGCCGAGGACUACAGGCAGGAGGUUCAUGCCCAGGUCUAUUCUUGCUUGGCACAAAACGGUGUUGGUUCUAUAAGGUCCAGGGAUGUUAACGUCAGAGCAGUCGUAAACCAGUACUACGACACGGACGUGAACAAGGAGUACGCGAUCAGAGGCAACGCCGCCAUACUGAAGUGUCAGGUGCCGUCGUUCGUGGCCGAUUUCGUGACGGUCGUCUCGUGGCACACGGACCAAAACGAGAAUUUCUAUCCAGGCGGCCCGGACGUUGUUGCGCAGUCGUACGAGGCGGAAGCCGACAACGAGUACGUGAUCAGAGGAAACGCGGCAGUGAUGAAAUGCGAGGUACCAUCGUUCGUUUCGGAUUUCGUGCAGGUCGAGAAUUGGCAGGACACCCAGGGAAACACCUACAUGCCCAACGACGACUACGACAGCAAAUAUUUGGUCCUCCCAUCCGGUGAAUUGCACAUCAGAGAUGUCGGAGCCGAAGACGGUUACAAAUUGUAUCAGUGUCGCACCAAACACCGUCUGACAGGCGAAACAAGAUUGAGCGCAACCAAGGGCAAACUGGUCGUCACCGAGCCCGUCACUGGUGUCGCACCUAAAGUUAAAGACAUAGAUGUGGGUAGUUUGAAAAAGGAAGUACCAUUGGGUUCCACGGUUCCCAUGACGUGUACCGUUCAAGGGUACCCCGCCCCAUCAUUUAGGUGGUACAAGUUCGUCGAAGGUACUUCUCGCAAACAGGCAGUCCAGCUGAACGACAGAGUGAAACAAGUGGCCGGCACCUUGAUCAUCCGCCAAGCUAAAGUCGAAGACUCAGGAAAGUACUUGUGCGUUGUCAACAACUCAGUUGGAGGUGAAAGCGUUGAGACGGUACUAACAGUGACCGCCCCCCUGAAGGCUAAAGUCGACCCCCCGGUACAAACCAUCGACUUCGGACGUCCCGCCGUCUUCACUUGCAAAUUCGAAGGAAACCCCAUCAAAACAAUCAGUUGGCUAAAGGACGGAAAGCCCAUCGACCACACCGACGCCGUCUUGAGGAUCGAGUCCGUGAGGAAGGAGGACAAGGGGAUGUACCAGUGCUUCAUACGCAACGACCAGGAGAGCGCCGAAGCCACGGCCGAAUUACGACUGGGCGGCAGGUUCGAACCGCCCCAAAUCCGACACGCGUUCAACGAGGAAACGGUACAGCCCGGCAACUCGGUUUACAUGAAAUGCAUUGCUUCAGGCAACCCCACGCCGGAAAUCAUCUGGGAACUCUACGGCAAACGGCUGUCGAACAGCGACCGGUACCAGAUCGGGCAGUACGUGACGAUGAACGGAGACGUGGUCUCGCACUUGAACGUGACCGCCAUCCACACCAACGACGGAGGAUUAUACAGAUGCGUGGCCUCGAGUAAAGUCGGCUCCGCCGACCAUUCCGCCAGGAUUAACGUCUACGGAUUACCUUUCGUUAGGUCAAUGGAGAAACAAGCCAUCGUUGCCGGUGGUACCCUGAUUGUACACUGCCCAUUCGCCGGACACCCUGUUGAAACAGUAGUUUGGGAACGAGAUGGACGACUGUUGCCGAUCAACAGGAAGCAAAAGGUGUUCCCCAAUGGUACCUUGAUUAUUGAAAACGUCGAAAGGGCAUCCGACCAAGCUACUUACGUGUGCGUCGCCAAGAAUUCCCAAGGGUACAACGCUCGUGGAUCUUUAGAAGUCCAAGUCAUGGUUCCUCCUCAAAUCCUCCCCUUCGAUUUCGGCGAAGACACGGUUAACACAGGUGACUUCGCAUCCUUGUCGUGUUCGGUGCACAAAGGAGACUUACCCAUCAACAUAACGUGGUUGCACAACGGGAAGGACGUCGGUUACACCGAUGGCAUUCUCGUAUCCAAGCAGGGCAAAAAAUUGGGAACGUUAACCAUCGACUCCGUGCAGGAGUACCACUCGGGGAACUACACCUGUUUGGUCGCCAACAAAGCGGGCUUUGCCGACCAUUCAGCCGAAUUACGCGUCAAUGUACCACCAAGGUGGAUUUUAGAACCAACCGACAAAGCAUUUGCUCAAGGCUCAGAUGCCGCUGUCGAAUGUAAAGCUGACGGAUUCCCUAAGCCUGUUGUUACAUGGAAAAGGGCUACAGGAGUCUCGCCAGGCGAUUACAAAGAUUUCAAACCGAAUAAUCCCGAUAUUAAAGUAGAAGACGGUACUCUUACCAUCAACAACAUUCAAAAAACGAACGAAGGAUAUUAUUUAUGCGAAGCGGUGAACGGUAUUGGCUCAGGAUUGUCUGCAGUCGUCCUCAUCAGCGUGCAAGCCCCACCACAAUUCGAAAUUAAGCUGCGCAACCAAACGGCACGCAGAGGCGACCCGGCUGUCCUGCAAUGCGAGGCCAAAGGCGAAAAACCCAUCGGCAUCUUGUGGAACAUCAACGGCAAACGUCUGGAACCCAAAGGCGACAACCGGUACACAAUCAGAGAGGAGAUCUUGCCUAACGGUGUCCUGUCGGACUUGAGCAUUAAACGCACCGAACGUUCCGAUUCCGCCCUGUUCUCCUGCGUGGCCACCAACGCCUUCGGCAGCGACGACACCAACAUCAACAUGAUAGUGCAGGAGGUGCCCGAAGUACCGUACGGCCUCAAGGUCCUGGACAAGUCCGGGAAGACCGUGCAACUCUCCUGGGUGUCGCCCUACGACGGAAACUCACCGAUUAAAAUUUUCAGCAUCGAGUACAAACAGAGCAAGGCCAGCUGGGACUCCAGCACGGAUAGCGUUUUAGUACCCGGUGAUUUAACAGAAGCAGGCAUCAACACACUGCGCCCCGCAACCACCUACCACAUCCGCAUAAUAGCCGAAAACGAAAUUGGCAAAUCCGAUCCUUCCGACACAGUCACCAUUAUAACGGCCGAAGAGUCGCCCAGCGGCGCCCCCACCAAAAUCCGCGUCGAAACCAACGACCAACACUCACUGAUGGUGUACUGGAAGCCACCACCAAGGGACCAAUGGAACGGCGACAUCCAAGGCUACUACGUGGGCUACAGACUCGGCAGCUCCGAAAAACCGUACCUGUUCGAAACCGUCGAGUUCCCGAGGGAGGAGGACGGCAAGGAGCACCACCUGAACAUCUCCAACCUCAAGACUUACACCCAGUACUCGGUUGUCGUGCAGGCGUUCAAUAAAGUUGGAGCCGGACCAAUUUCCGAGGAAAUCAAGGCGUACACAGCUGAAGGCGUCCCGGAACAACCCCCAGACAAGGCCACCUGCACCACUUUGACCGCCCAAACUAUCAGGGUGUCCUGGGUGUCACCUCCUUUGACUUCUGCCAACGGUGUCAUUAAAGGUUACAAGGUUAUUUACGGACCCUCCGACACUUGGUUUGAUGAGAACAGCAAGGACACCAAAAUCACGUCUUCCAGUGAGACCAUCUUGCACGGCUUGAAGAAAUACACCAACUACAGCAUGGAAAUUUUGGCCUACACUUCGGGAGGUGACGGAGUGCGCACCAGCCCCAUCCACUGUCAAACUGAACAAGAUGUUCCGGAAGCCCCGGUGGCGAUUAAAGCUUUGGUCAUGUCCUCCGAUUCGAUUUUAACAAGCUGGAAGCCACCCGUGGAGCCCAACGGCAUCGUCGAGUACUACACGGUUUAUUACAAACAAGUAGGCAAGGACGACGAGAAGCCACACUCCCAAAAGAUCGUACCCAACCUCAAGAAUCAAAACCUGCGUUUCCAAGCCAAGAACCUGGACAGCACGCAAAAGUACGAGUUCUGGGUGACCGCAGCCACGACCAUCGGUGAAGGACAGCCCUCCAAGAAGGUUACGGUGUCGCCAAGCCUCAGCGUACCAGCAAAGACGGCCUCGUUCGACGACUCGUUCACGACGACCUACAAAGAGGACGUGACACUUCCCUGCUUGGCCGUGGGCGUACCACCACCGACCAUAACCUGGAGCAUCAAAGGCGCCAAAUUCUCCAUCAACUCCAACGACCGCAUCCGCCAACAACCCGACGGUUCCCUUUUCAUCCGCGACGUAACCAGAACUGACGCCGGAGAGUACACGUGUCGUGUCGAAAACGAUUACGGCCAAGACUCAGUCACGCAUCAGCUCAUCGUCAACGCUCCCCCUCACGCACCGCAAGUCACCCUCACCUCCACCACCACCAAUUCGUUGACCAUCAAGUUGAAGCCUCACGAAGACGACGUGGAACCCAUCCAUGGCUACACCGUACACUACAAACCGGAGUUUGGGGAGUGGGAGAACGUGCAGGUGGCGCCCAAUGUGGAAAAGUACACUUUGGAGAAGCUGGUGUGUGGUACCAGAUAUCAAGUUUACGUAACUGCCUACAACAGCAUUGGUACCGGCGAUCCCUCAGACAAUUUGAACCCCAGGACCCGUGGUGAUAAGCCCAUCGUCCCCUCCGCCGACAAGUUUAUCGAGGUCUCCUCCAACAGCAUCACACUUCACCUUUCCGCCUGGUCUGACGGCGGCUGCCCCAUGUUGUACUUCGUCAUUGAACACAAGAAAAGAAUCAACUCAGAAUGGAUCCAAGUAUCGAACAAUGCCAAACCAAGUCAGAACUUUGUGCUUUUAGAUUUGGAUCCGGCGGUGUGGUACCACUUGAGGGUUACCGCCCACAACAACGCCGGCUUCAGCGUUGCUGAAUAUGAAUUCGCCACACUUACCGUCACAGGAGGUACGAUCGCGCCGGCCCGCGACUCGCCGACGAUGAGGAUGCUGUUCCCGUGGAUACCCGAGUGGGUCGACUGGAACAUCGCCGUGCCGGUUGCCGCCACCGUUGUCGUUGUCGUUGUCGGCAUCGUCGUCAUUUGCGUCGCGUUGUCGAGGAAGGCCAACGGUCCGCUGCAGACCAGGCUGCACAGCGACUACGACGUGGUCUACAACCAAACAUGCAACGCCACCUCCACCCUCGACAAACGCCGCCCCGGCCUCAGAGACGAACUAGGAUACAUAGCGCCGCCCAACAGAAAACUACCCCCAGUACCAGGCUCCAACUACAACACGUGCGACAGGAUCAAGCGAGGUACCGGUUUAAGAACACAUUACCGUUCUCACUCCACUUGGGACCCGAGAAGGCACUUGUACGAGGAACUGAGAAGUAGAAGGGGCUCGAACGAGACCGUUCACACCCACAGAGGCAUGGACGACGAAAUUUGCCCCUACGCCACCUUCCAUCUGUUAGGCUUCCGCGAGGAAAUGGACCCCAGCAAGGCGAUGCAGUUCCAGACGUUCCCCCAUCCACACUCCGGCACCAUGGGACCGUCGGGCAUGAACACACCCCACCAGGCACACUCCAGAUCCGGAUCGCAGUCGAUGCCACGACAGAACAGACGCUACGACAGAGUGGGAUCCCAAGGUUACACGUUGCCAUCAGGCAAUGGAAGUAUCUACUCCCCCGGACCGGAGUACGACGACCCGGCUAACUGCGCACCAGAGGACGAGCAGUACGGCUCGCAGUACUACGGAGCGCCGUACGACCAGUACGGGAGCCGCGGCUCAAUAGGACGCAGAUCGUUGGGCUCGAUGAGGAUCCCGCCGACGAGCAGCAGCCCGGAACCGCCACCGCCGCCGCCGAGGAACCACGAUCCGUCGUUCAAUGACUCGAAGGACAGCAACGAGAUUUCCGAAGCUGAAUGCGACAGGGAUCAGUUGAUUAACAGCAGGACUUACGGAGAAAAUGAUCAGGUAAUGAGAGGUAACUCUAAGGAUGGCAUGACCCAUGAAGAAAUGCGCAAACUGAUUGAGAGAAACGAAACAGGGCAAACCGCAGCAGCAGCAAACGGGGGACUCACAGCCUACGAUACUAUGGCAGUGUAAUUUGUAAGAGGGCGCAGACGACGGUACUGCCAACGUGGGCACAAUUUAGUGAUCAUAUUAGCUGAAAAUUAAUUUCUCCAAAACGUUUUUGUUUGUUAUUAUUAUUAUUAUUAUUUGUUUCGGAUGACAAUUACGUGUGAUCACUAAAUUACGUUACUAAGUUUGACGAUUUGUACGAAAUAUUCACGCAGAAAAUUCACGAGACUGACCUAUUAUUCACCAAUCAUUCAUUUCGGUAGCCGCAACUAAACAGUUACUUUAUUAUAUAUAUAUAUUUAGUUGUAUGGUACGUGAAUAUUUAGUGCAAAUUCAUUAAGUUCAACCAAAUAUUAUUUAAGUUUGCUAGUGUGUUUUUUUUUAAUUAUUAUUUUGGGGCUGUUUUGAGCCGCUAAUACGAAAAACGUACACAUUUUGCCAAAAAGGAAUAAAUCAUUCGGUAUUAAUUAGGGUUUUUUGUUUGCGCAAGUGGCUCAAUGUGUCAUGUGAUAUUUUGUGGUUUGUGAGUGUUUGUGUUGGUCGAUCAUUUCUACAGUCGGUGCCAAAAAUUCAAUGUUUAGUUGUUCCGCACACUGCUGUAGGGCUGUCGGUUUAUAUUUGGUCCAGAAUUCGGUUUCUAACUACUUAAAAAUUCACAAUUUCUGGCACGGAUAUAGAACCAAGUUUAUCCUUUUUUGUGUAUAGCCUGUUUACUUUAUUUACUUUGCUUUAUUACUGUUUUGUUUAACUAGGUUUAGGUACAUUUGGCGAUAGGUUUAGUUAAUUAUUAAUUGUGUACAAGUAUGAAGGUUGUGCGUCGCCAAUAUGUAGUUUACAAAAAAAAAUGCUAGAGCAAGAUUUAAAUAUAAUAAUAGCUUAACAAAGGUGCCACAAUAAUGUUGCGCUUCUUCCAUUGUCCAAGAUAUUUUAAAUUAAAAUUGUUGAAGUCCAAAUUAGCACUUAAAUUUAACACGCUGCUCAUUUUAAGUAACACUUCUUAAGUAAUUUGCUGUUUGUACUUCAAAAAUGAAACAUUAAAUUUAUAUUUUUUGACACUAUAUUGUAAAAUACCGGACGACUGACGCAGAAUUGUUGCAGUGCCUUUGGCAUUGUUUUCGAAGUAGCUGAAAAGAACAUACAUAUAUUGAUGAUAACUUUAGUUGCUAAAAAGUUAAAGUAAAAAUUAUAUCAGUGUUUCUAACUUACAGCAUGCAUGUAUAUGUAGAUGUUUAAACAUAAUUCUGAUCAUUAUUUAGAUAGAUUAAGCAAAACUACGUAACCUCAUAGCAUUUUUUUCGUUGGUUAUUGCACACUUUGUUAAAAAACCACUCAAACAUUCAAUCAAUGUGGUGGCGGUGGUUUUGUGUGCGAUAAAAUUAAUACUCAGCCAUAAAUUCAGUCAUUGAAACGCUUGUUUAAAUUGUAUGUAGUGUUUAAAAAUAAUAUCAGUAGAGUUUAGGUGUAUUUUAUGAAAUUACCAAUGAUGGCAUUUUGGACAGAAUUCAGAGUUUUUUGCGUGCGUUUUACCAAUCUUUAUAUUGAUACGUUGAUUCUUUUAGCUGGUGUUGUAUACUUUUUAACAGUUCCUAAAGUAGUGACAGAUUUCUUGGUAAAAUGCAUUGAAAAUCAAUUUCUGAAGGUUUGACUUGUCUUUUUGCUGCUUGUUUCUGACGUUUUAAGGUUUAAGUGUGGACCUUUAGAAUAAUUAAAGUGUUGCCAUUUUAUUUAACUAGUCAUGCUUCCUUUCAACACAAUUCAAUUAUUAAAUGGCAAACGUUUUCAACUCGUAUAUUUUGUUGUGAUAAUGGUUUGAAAUGCCAUUAUAAGUGUAUUGUAAGUGUGCUAUAUAUAUUCGGUAGUUUAUAAGUAUCUAUAUAAUAUUCUUCAAAUAUCUAAUUGUACUCAUACUGUUUAAUUAAUAAUUUUUUGCAAUAUCUUAAUCAUAUACUAAUAUUUUAAUGUAUACAAGAAUUUCUAUUCCAAUUUAUACAUGUUUCUUUGGAUUGUGGCGUUGCGGAAAAUUGGAGUGUAUUUGUAUACUGGAUUGCCAUUUUUUAUUGUCACACUCUAAUUUUUAAGUGCUUAUAUACCAAAGUCAUUUUUUGGUUAAAUAAUAUACAAAUAACUAAAA